AGUGGGGCCUGCGGUGGGAGGGGGGAAGGAAGGCGGAGGGAACCAUGCGAGGUUCUGAAAUCAGCGGCGAGGGUCGCCUCGAGAGACCGUUUCUGAGCAGGAAUUCUGAAUUCCCCAACACUUCCUCCCUCCGGGGGCUUUGAUUCCCCCCAUGGCCACCGCUAACAGCAUCAUUGUGCUGGAUGAUGAUGAUGAAGAUGAAGUACCUGCUCAGCCAGGGCCUUCCCACUCACCCCCCAGUCCGGCCCUACGCCGGGCAGAAGCCCCUGGCUCCUCUGAGCCCCAUGGGCCGGGAGGAAGCAGUAGUUCUGGCGGCAAGAAAUGCUACAAGUUGGAGAAUGAGAAGCUGUUUGAAGAGUUUCUUGAACUGUGUAAGGCACAGACAUCGGACCACCCUGAGGUGGUCCCAUUCCUCUAUAACCGCCAGCAGCGGGCCCAGUCGCUAUUUCUGGCCUCAGCGGAGUUCUGCAACAUCCUUUCUCGGGUCCUCUCUCGGGCCCAGAGUCGGCCAGCUAAGCUCUAUGUCUACAUUAAUGAGCUCUGUACUGUUCUCAAGGCCCACUCAGCCAAGAAGAAGCUGAACCUGGCCCCCGCUGCCAUCGCUCCCAGUGAGCCCUCUGGGAAUAACCCUUCCACAGACCCCUCCUUAGGCUCUAUGAAUGCUGAAGUCACUGCCUCUGAGGCCCCAAGGACCCGUGGUUCCCGAAGGCAGAUCCAGCGCUUGGAGCAGCUGCUGGCACUCUAUGUGGCAGAGAUCCGACGGCUGCAAGAGAAGGAGUUGGAUCUGUCAGAAUUAGAUGACCCAGACUCUACAUAUCUGCAGGAGGCCCGGUUGAAGCGGAAGCUGAUCCGCCUUUUCCGGCGUCUUUGUGAGCUGAAGGACUGCUCUUCCCUAACUGGCCGUGUCAUAGAGCAGCGCAUCCCCUACCGGGGUACACGCUACCCAGAAGUUAACAGGCGCAUUGAGCGGCUCAUCAACAAGCCAGGGCCUGAUACCUUUCCUGACUAUGGAGAUGUGCUUCGAGCUGUAGAGAAGGCAGCUGCCCGACACAGUCUUGGCCUUCCCCGACAACAGCUCCAGCUCAUGGCUCAGGAUGCCUUCCGGGAUGUGGGUAUCAGGUUACAGGAGCGACGCCACCUUGAUCUCAUCUACAACUUUGGCUGCCACCUCACAGAUGACUAUAGGCCAGGCAUUGACCCUGCACUAUCAGAUCCUGCAUUGGCCCGGCGACUUCGAGAAAACCGGAGCUUGGCCAUGAGUCGGCUAGAUGAAGUCAUCUCCAAAUAUGCAAUGAUGCAAGACAAAAGUGAGGAGGGAGAGAGACAGAAGAGAAGAGCCCGGCUCCCCCAGGGCACCUCUUCCCACUCUGCAGAACCCCCCAAAGCUUCCUUGGAUUCUGGUGAGGGCCCUAGUGGAAUGGCAUCCCAGGAGUGCCCUCCUACCUCCAAGGCUGAGACUGAUGAUGAAGAUGAUGAGGAAAGUGAUGAUGAUGAGGACGAGGAGGAAGAGGAGGACGAGGAGGAAGAGGAUGAGGCCACAGAUUCUGAGGAGGAGGAGGAUCUAGAACAAAUACAGGAAGGUCAGGGGGACGAUGAAGAAGAGGAGGAGGAGAGAGGAGGCGACAGUGGAGACAAUAGCCCUAUGUCCACACCACAGAUCUCCACUGAAAAGAACCUGGAACCUGACAAACGAAUCAGCAGGUCUUCAGGGGAACAUCAAAACAAAGGACUCACGGUGUCUCCAGCUUCACUGUUGGAAGAACCCCGGGACCCCUCCAGCACAGAUGCUGAAAGCACUGGAGAACAGUUUGAAGAGUUGCCCCUAGAGGAAGAGAGUCCUGAGUCUCAGCUCUUUGAGCUAGAGAUUGAAGCUUUGCCCGUGGAUACUACCCCUUCCCCUGAGGAGAGGGACAUUUCCUCUUCCAGGAAGCAGUCAGAAGAUCCCCUCACCACUGUUUUGGAGAAUGGAGCAUCCAUGGUCACCUCCACAUCCUUCAAUGGAGGUGUCUCUCCUCACACUUGGAGAGAUUCCAGUCCCCCCUGCAAGAAACCUCGGAAGGAGAAGCAAACAGGAUCAGGACCAUUAGGAAAUGGCUAUGUGGAAAGGCAAAGGGCAGUGCAUGAGAAGAAUGGGGAGAAGAUAUGUACUCUACCCAGUCCACAUUCCCCCUUGGCUUCCAUGGCCCCAGUUGCUGAUUCCUCCACAAGGGUGGACUCUCCCAGUCAUGGUCUGGUGACCAGCUCCCUUUGCAGCCCUUCUCCAGCUCGGUUGUCCCAAAUCCCCCAGUUUCAACCUCCCCGGCCCAGUGCUUACAAGAUGAGUGUGGCCACACAGUGUGAUCCAGAGGAGAUCAUCGUGCUCUCAGACUCUGAUUAGCUGCCUCCUGCUCUCCCUGCCUCCAAAAUGUUUUGGGGUACCAUUUGGAGGAUGGUGGGAAGCCAUCCCACUGAGAAGGGAUGGACUGUGCUAAUCCCUUUUUGGUGGUCUUUCUUUUAAAAAACCAGAAGCUUAAGUUUUACACAAAAACGUUAAUAAACA
Molecule: messenger RNA, 2539 nt
Organism: Castor canadensis (American beaver)
Lineage: Eukaryota; Metazoa; Chordata; Mammalia; Rodentia; Castoridae
Gene: Daxx
Product: death domain associated protein
Biological process (GO): nucleosome assembly; negative regulation of DNA-templated transcription; regulation of apoptotic process
Cellular component (GO): nucleus; PML body
Molecular function (GO): transcription coactivator activity; histone binding; transcription corepressor activity
Source: RefSeq, a predicted model, not a curated record